CUCGGCUUUGCUUCAACUGAGGAGGUCUUUACGUUUCUAAUUGCAAAUUACACACCCAGAAGAAGAAAGGUCCACCUCACACUGAGAAACCAGCCAACUUACAGGGCCAAAAACAGUUGGUGUUAUAUUCUGCCUCAAAAUACAGUCUAGUGAACUGUCUAGUUGUAUAUCAACUCAAGGAUUAUGGAGAGACUUUUUUCAUCUGUGACUAUAUUGACUAAAUAGAUCUACGAUGGUCAGUGGUUUGUUUGGCACCAUGAAGCUGCCUGGCCUCAACAUCAGAUGUCUUGAUCCAAUGGACGAGUAGACUAAACUGUCAUCACUGAACAUGGGAUUGAUGAGACUGAACCAAAUACAAAUGGCUUCGAACCGAUAGGAGGAUACCACACAAAUGGCUGUGAAUUUCUCAGAAUAUCCUUUUCUGAAGCAUUUUAAUUUAGCACAAGAGAUUUAAUGUCUUGUGUUGACUGCUGUGAUAUCGUCCAGCUGGAUCACUUACGGAUAUCUUCCUCAAUUCCAAGCGAAGAUGACUGAUCUGACCGAAAUAUCUUUAGACUCGGAAUCUGAUAUAUACAAGAACGUAUAUUGCAAUCCUGCCUUCGAGCCAGAGAAUGAGAGGGAGGAAACACAGCAAGAAUUCAAAACUCAUGUUUCCUCACCAGAGGUCAAUAAGACCCCUGAAACAAGUAAUGGGAUGCUGAGUCUUUGUGUGGUCCAGCUGAGAGGUCCCUGGUGUGGCUGGGGAACAGUGGUGGUACUGGCUGCAGCAUCACUUCUAGUGACAGCUUUGGGGCUUACUCUUAUUCUCAUUCUCACUCAACUAAAUGGACCCACUUCAGAACCUGGCCUGGUGACACCUUUAGACUCGUGGAGUGGAGAUGGCGUACCACACAACACCCCAUUAAGACCCACCACCUACUCCGUCACUCACAGCCCGAUGACAACUCUCACUGGGAAAGACCCCACCUCCCCUACCAAAUGCGGGGGUGUCUUGGCAGACCCUGGUGGCACUUUCAGCUCUCCCAACCACCCGGGCUCAUAUCCCCCCGAUUUGCUGUGUGUGUGGGUGAUCCGGGUGCCACCCCCAAGCCUCGUGCAGCUCCAUGUGUCAUCACUGGACAUCGAGGGGCCUUCACCCUGCCUGUUUGAUUGGCUGGAGAUUCGAGAGGAGACCGAGCAGACAUCCACUGUAACCAGGUUCUGUGGUAAUGUGGCCCCUCCCACAGUCAACACCAAUAGCAGCACAGUGUGGGUCAGCUUUCGGUCAGAUGGGAGCAUCACAAGAAAUGGUUUCAACGCCCAGUACCAUUCCAUUUUACCUGGCCAGAAGAGCUGUUCAAGGGAAGAGUUUAUGUGUGAUAAUGGUCGUUGUCUCCUGCCGGUGUCUGUUUGCGAUGGUCAACCAAACUGCCAGGACCAAACUGAUGAGGCGAACUGCAGUCACAAGCACAAAGAAUGUGGUGGCCAGAAGACUGGAUUGUCCGGCUCCUUCUCUAGUCCAAACCACCCCAAGCCCUACCCCCACCAACAGCUGUGCACCUGGCAUAUAUCUGUGGAGGAUGGGCAUGUCAUCAGGUUGAGUUUCCGUAACUUCAGCCUGGAAACGCAAGACGUCUGUGAGUUUGACUAUGUCGAGGUGCACGACAGUGCUGACACUGGGGACGACAGUGUUCUUGGCCGGUACUGUGGAUCAGGACUCCCUCCAGAUCUGACCUCCUCGGGGACCGUCAUGACUGUGGUGUUUGUGGCCGAUGAGGGCGUGGCAGACAGCGGCUUCUAUGCUUCCUACCAGGCCAUUCCUCUCUCAGAGAGGACCUGUAGCUCAGCUCAGUUUGCCUGUGGCAGUGGGGAGUGUCUGCACCCGGAGUGGCUGUGUGAUGGCUGGAACGACUGCGCUGAUGGAGCAGACGAGCUGGACUGUGCCAACUCCACUUAUCCCCCUAUCACGUCAUCCUGCGAGCCUAUACAGGUGCAGAUGUGCCAGGGUCUGUCCUAUAACCUCACCUCUUUCCCCAAUAUCUGGCUCUCCAUCGCCGACCAGAGGGAGGCUGCGGCCAUGCUGCAGCAGUACAGGGUGCUGAUGGAGCUAGCAUGCUUCGAGCCCUUGCGUAAGCUGGUGUGCGGCAUGUUCCUGCCCCAGUGCAGCCCCCGGGGCGGCGUGCUGCAGCCAUGUUGGUCGGUAUGCUCAGCGGCCGAGCAGCAGUGUGCCCAGGCCCUGGACCUCUUCUCCCUCAGCUGGCCCUUCAACUGCCACCUGCUGCCAGACUCGGACGAUCCCGUCGAGUGCUCUCGCCCCUGACCGAUGGGAACCACAACAUCAUGGCUCAUAUGACAGUCGGGACUUUUGUGCAUGGUGACUGUUUUAUUACCGAACUGUUCCAAGUGUUUGUGAUUCGGUGUUUGCUCAGUUGUGGAGCAGAUCAAAUAAAACAUCUGUUUUCACUUGCUGGACACAGGACUUUUGGGAGCAAAUGCCGCCCAGAAGGAUGAAGAAAGACACUUUUCCUCCAUUUGGCACAUAAAGAUUCAUGUUUUUCCAAGGCCACUGUUAAGAAAGCCUUCUAAGAGACCAGAGCUCUGCCUUCUUACACACUUAGAUGCCUUCCAAAAGAUCAGACUCUUGCCCUCAUACACAUUACAGAGUGCCAGUUGUCAUCUUUUGAGAAAAACAUCAACUACCUCUCCUGGAGUCACUGAACACCUCUUUCCAUAUCGUGGUGAAAAGGUGCUUCUUGCCAUAUCUGCGGACAUGCCUUCCAUGAACACACUGCCCCCGGUAUCACAUAUUUCAGUUACAACCAGUCUUCAAUGUUCACUGGUGUUUGCAUAAUGCCUCUGGUAGAGUGAUGAAGUACAAACAUGGACAAUCUAAACUUCACUUUUUUUUUUUUAAACAUUAAAGGAACCAUAGGCCUAUGUAAGAUUGUGGCCAAAACUGGUACUGC
Molecule: messenger RNA, 2945 nt
Organism: Alosa alosa (allis shad)
Lineage: Eukaryota; Metazoa; Chordata; Actinopteri; Clupeiformes; Clupeidae
Product: membrane frizzled-related protein
Exons: 13
Coding region: 527-2299 (590 amino acids)
Molecular function (GO): protein binding
Source: RefSeq, a predicted model, not a curated record